AUGACUCUCGCCAACUCCGCGCAUCCGCCAACUCCGACGCCGCUGGCCAGGAUGCCGACUCAAGGCUCUUCGACGCCGCUGUACGACACCGCAUCUCUAACCGCCCGGGCGGCUGUUCCGAUCGAGUCGGACGGGAACUCGACGGUCCGUCCACGGCAGGCUCGUCCCGUUACGAAGAACGACCCCGCUGCGGCUGCGUCCCGGGUCCAUGCGUCCGUCGAGGCUUCCGGGUCGUCGCUCACAGUAUCCGACGCGACAUCCUCGGCGUCCCAGUGCGGUUCGGCGAAGCGCACAAGCAGGCACGGCUCGACCUCAGGAAAAUCACGCCGCCUGUCUUGGUACGUUGAGCUCGAUCGCGCCCCGUCCACGACGGAGAUGCAAAAAGGGCCCAUCCCUUUGGGCAUCUUGGAAGAACAACUGGCACUCAACGACGACACGGUCAAUGAGAUCAACGAACUUGAGGACACGACGGAGUUCGACGUGCGCCUUUGUGUGGAGGCCGAUAAGGCAUUCGUGUAUCGACCGGUCAUCUUGGAAGGACCGAGAGAUCAAACUUACCUUCUUGGUUGGGGCGAUGCGACCACCACGGCCGGAGUCGAGGAUUGGCUCCGAGGCAAGAAAGACUUGCAUUUGUUCUGUCACCCUGCCACAUCGGAGAUCUCUGGCUGGUUCUACCUCGGUCUACAUACGUUCUCGUAUGCACCCGGCGUUGAUUCCGUCUGGGGGAAGCUCGAGAAAGAGGACAAAAAUAGCGUGCUGGUUGAGCUGCAGGCCCGCAAUCCGGGGAUGGAUCUCCGCCGUUUCAAACACGACGUGAAGAAGGGGCGGCUGGUACAGUGCUGCAUCCGGAUCGAGAGCAGGGACCGCACGGGAGAAUCGACCGAGUUCCUGCGGGAGUACGGGCUGCUUGCUGGGGACGGAGGAAGCGAGGGAGAGUCAGACUCGGAUUAG
Epithele typhae is the source of this 951-nucleotide messenger RNA. RefSeq lists its product as uncharacterized. The transcript has 6 exons. The record is from RefSeq and is a predicted model, not a curated record. NCBI's taxonomy places the organism in Eukaryota, Fungi, Basidiomycota, Agaricomycetes, Polyporales, Epitheliaceae. The coding region runs from base 1 to 951 and encodes 316 amino acids.